Molecule: messenger RNA, 1243 nt
Organism: Solea senegalensis (Senegalese sole)
Lineage: Eukaryota; Metazoa; Chordata; Actinopteri; Pleuronectiformes; Soleidae
Gene: ptgr1.1
Product: prostaglandin reductase 1, tandem duplicate 1
Exons: 9
Coding region: 90-1079 (329 amino acids)
Biological process (GO): prostaglandin metabolic process
Cellular component (GO): cytoplasm
Molecular function (GO): 15-oxoprostaglandin 13-reductase [NAD(P)+] activity; 2-alkenal reductase [NAD(P)H] activity
Source: RefSeq, a predicted model, not a curated record
UAACUCGGAGCAGCCUGCACGUAACGUAGCUCUCAGUGUCGUUUCUUUGUGGGAAGAUACAUCUGCUAUUACACUCACGUCACCCAGUCAUGGUCCAAGCCAAGAAGUGGAUCCUGGUCAAGCACUUUGAUGGCUUCCCGAAGGACAGCGACUUUGAGCUCAAGACGGAAGAGCUUCCCGAGCCCAAAGAUGGGGAGGUGCUUUUAGAGGCAGUGUUUCUCAGUGCUGAUCCAUACAUGAGGCCGUUCAGUAAGUUUCGGAUGAAUGAAGGUGAUGUGAUGAUUGGAACUCAAGUGGCCAAAGUGAUCCAAAGUAAUAACCCAGCAUUUCCCGUGGGAAGUCAUGUUAUCAGUCGUGGUGGCUGGAGUACCCACACACUCAGUGAUGGGACAGACCUCACCCCCGUCAUGGCUGACUGGCCUCAGGAUGUCCCACUGUCACUGGCCCUGGGUACCGUCGGCAUGCCAGGACUCACGGCGCUGUAUGGGAUCGAGGAGGUGUUGGGACUCCAGAAGGGAGAGACCCUGCUGGUAAAUGCUGCAGCAGGAGCCGUGGGCUCCGUGGUGGGCCAGAUUGCCAAGAAGAUGGGCUGUAAGGUGGUGGGGUCAGCAGGGUCUGAUGCGAAGGUGGCCUUCCUUAAAGAGCUGGGCUUCGAUGAGGCCUUCAACUACAAGACGAUUGGUUCCUUGGAGGAGGCAUUGAAGAAGGCUUCUCCAGAGGGAUAUGACUGCUUCUUUGAGAAUGUGGGAGGCCCUUUUUCAACAGUUGCCUUGCAGCAGAUGAAAGACUUUGGAAGAAUUGCUGUAUGUGGAAGUAUUUCUUUGUACAACGACACCGCACCGCAGACAGGCCCGUACUCUCAUCUGACCAUGAUCAUCAAGCAACUCAAGAUGGAGGGCUUCAUGCAGUCCAGGUGGGAGCACAAGCACGCUGAAUCACUCAAGAGGCUGAUGGCAUGGGUGAAGGAGGGCAAACUGCACAGUCGAGAGCACAUCACCAGGGGCUUUGAGAACAUGCCAGCUGCGUUUAUGGGGUUACUGCAAGGAGACAACAUCGGCAAAGCAAUCAUUACAGUUUGAUGUCGAUCAGAAUAUCUAUCAAUAUCUGAAUAACUGUCAGAAUUCAUACAUGAAGGACUGAGUAAUAGACAGCUACGACUAACCAUAUCUUUUUUUUUUUUAGCAUGUUAAUGUUACUCUUUUUAUAGCCACAGUAAAAUAAAACAUAGCAGCACUUGCUCCCA